Messenger RNA from Triplophysa dalaica, 2143 nucleotides. RefSeq names its product tumor necrosis factor receptor superfamily member 6B-like. NCBI's taxonomy places the organism in Eukaryota, Metazoa, Chordata, Actinopteri, Cypriniformes, Nemacheilidae. The transcript is spliced from 4 exons. Bases 52 to 939 code for a protein of 295 amino acids. The record is from RefSeq and is a predicted model, not a curated record. Gene Ontology annotation, molecular function: protein binding.
GACAUUUAAAAGCACUUCGCGCUUCUCAUCUUUUCAGGACGAAACAGCAAAAUGUUGCUUCUAGCGUUAAUGCUGUUCGUGUCAUGCACUGAUGCAUCGACAGUGGAGGUCCCCACUUACCAGCACAUGGACCGACAGACAGGGCAGAUCCUCAAAUGCAAGCAAUGUCCCGCCGGGACCUACAUGGUCGAGCACUGCACUCCUACCCGAGACACCGUGUGUUCGCCCUGUCCGGCGAACCAUUUCACCCAGUACUGGAACUACUUACCGAAUUGCCUGUACUGCGGUAUCUUCUGCGUGGAAAACCAGCACGUGAAAGUAGAAUGCUCACCAAAAAACAACAGAGUCUGCGAGUGUAACGAUGGCUUUUUUUGGCACGCUGAAUUCUGCAUUAAGCACACAGAGUGUCCGUCUGGAGACGGCGUUCACAAGAAAGGCACCGUUCACAGUGAUACGGUAUGCGAAAGGUGUCCGCGAGGCACGUUUUCAGCAGGCGCGUCGUCGAGCGCAAAGUGCGUAAAACACACAGAUUGCGAGUCCAUGGGUCUUGUCGUGAUGCUGAAUGGAAGCCGUUGGCAUGACAACGUAUGCAUGACGUGUCAGAAUAUUCAGAAAGACGGUGGGUUAAGCAUACUGAGGGAUUUCUUGCCUCAAUUCUUUGCUCAUCAGAAAAUACGGCUCUCCAAACUGAAGAGAGUUGUGAGAAAUCUGGGCCAGAGGCAGCAAAAGCGAAACACAGUUUUCUCCAAAAGAGACUUUUUACUUAACUUCUUUUCUGAAUGGAUUAAAGCCGCUAGCAUAGACCAGCUUAAAGGCUUACCUAAGACACUUCAUUCAAAUGACAUGCACAAAACCGCAGAAAAACUAUUCACAAUUUUUAACAAGUUAGAUGUCUUAAUAAUGUAUAAUUGUAUUGAGUUUUUUCAUUCACGUUUUUAGACUCUGUCCUGAAGGCCAGUAAAACCUCACUUCAUUGCCGUAAAUUUGAGCUAACAGUGUAAGACCAGGACCUGAAUGGUUUUUUGCAUGGGAAACUGCAGAUUUAUCGCCAUGUUACUUUCAGUGUUUGACUUAGUAUCUAACAAGCUAUAAGCUUUGUAACAUUAUAAUCACUAACAUAACAGACUCAUAGGAAAUGCAUAAGUUAAGAUAGACAUUAGAAAUUCAUGGACUUCUGCGAUAUGUAAAUGUCACUGCCAUAUUAGUCUUAGGCAAACCUCCCCUACAACGACUUACAAAUAAACGGGAGAGUUGGCUUUUUUGGUAUUGCUAGCACAAUAACGUUUACUUUUUUUAAUACACUUCAAUGAUUUACGAACUAUGUGGAAAUGCAAAACAUCAUGUCUCUAGUAACUUAAAGCAAUACUUAAAAUAAUGUCUCUAAAAUUAUUUCAGUGAUAGAACUACUGGACAAAUUCUAAAUUCGCUGCUACAUGAGCAGCCUCACAGCGGCUACAAACACAUUCUGUAAAUUCUUUGUUCGGCUUGGUACGCACAGCCCUGCCCAUCACCUGCCUAUGGAAGGCUUUUCAAACGACAUUUCUGCUUUCGCCAGUUCCAUCAGCUUAGUCAACAAAUUAAUGUGUUUUGCACUGCCUAUGGGGAAGCAUAUACAGCGACAGUAUUUAUGACACUAGAAACUAGUUACCACAUGGGGAACCCAUUAGCAAUUGUUCCAUAGUGUUGCUUUAAUACCUCGAUAGUUAGAGUUCAAUUUUUUUUCGCUGUCCAAAGGGAUUGUGAAAUUUGCAUUAAUUGUGCCUGUUAUUCAUGUUUAAUGAUAUGUUGUGGAUAUGCAAGAAAAGCAACAGCCUAAAAAUAACCACAUGUUACAAUAUCAGUCUAGAAAAAAACAAAGACAUGUUGAGAUAGAACAGAACAAUCGUAGAGUCAUCAAUCAUUUUUUAAGAUAAAAGAUGUUAAAGCAUUAAAACAUUUUGUGAUAUGGUUAAACAAAUAACACUGCUGUGCAUUAUAAAUUGUACUUUUUUUGGCGGCAGUGUCAGUUCUGACUUAUAGCGAUGCAAAGUCUGAUUCAUUGUUUGUAUAAUCACACAAUAAUUUAAUUUUGUUUUCCUUUCUAAGUAUUCAGUGUCCUGUUAUUUCAUUGAGAUGUUUAAAUAAAGUUAUUUGUGUGAAUGCA